AUGGAUUGGGCUAUGAACUCGAUCAAUCCGCUCUCCAGCCUGUCACUCUCCCUCUUCGCAGUCCUCCUCCUCCUCGGCCUACUCUUCCUCCGCCCCAAUCCCGCCGGCAAGACACCGCCGGGGCCCAGGGGCAUUCCCAUCCUCGGCAACCUCCUCCAGUUGGGUGACCUUCCCCACCAGUCCAUGCACCAUUGGCGGGGGCCCCACGGCCCCGUCCUUUGGGUCAAGCUCGGCUCAAUCGGGACCAUGGUCGUCCAGAGCUCGACGGCCGCCGCAGAGCUGUUCAAGAAGCACGACCUCGCCUUCGCAGACCGCAAGGUCCCCGACGUGAUCACCGCAUUCGACUUCAGCAGCGGGUCCCUCAGCAUGAGCCAGCUCGGGCCCUACUGGCGGGCCCUACGCCGCCUCUGCUCUGCGGAGUUCCUCGUCAGCAGGCGCGUGAACGAGACCGCCGGCCUCCGACACCGCCUCCGGGACGACAUGGAGCGGUGGAUCCUCGAGGAGUCUGCUGCAGGCCGGGCCCGUGGAGGGACGGGGGCCGUCCAGCUCAGCCGGUCCCUGUUCCUGAUGGCAUUCAACCUGAUGGGGAACAUGAUGCUGUCGAGGAACCUGCUGGAUGUCAAGGAUCCCGAGUCGAGGCAGUUCUUCGAUUGCGUGAACCGGGGCUUGGAGCUUGAGGGAACCCCCAACAUAGCCGACUACCUGCCGUGGCUCAAGUGGAUGGACCCAGCCGGGAUGAAGCGGGAGAUGAAACGGCAUAUGAGUGUCGUGAUGCGAAUAACGUCUAGGUUCAUCCAGGAGAGGCUGGACGAGCACAAGGCGGGGAAAGCCCGAGAGAGAAAGGAUUUUCUGGAUGUGCUGCUCGAGUACAAGGUGGACGGGAAGGACGGGCCCGAUAGGAUUACCGAGAAGAAUAUCAACAUUGUUCUCACAGAAAUGUUGUCUGCGGGAUCCGAGACCACAAGCAGCAGCAUCGAGUGGGGAUUAGCAGAGCUCCUGCGCAGCCCGCACACAUUCAAGAAGGUCCGGGAAGAGCUGGACCGGGUCGUGGGUGUGGACCGGCGGGUCGAGGAGAAGGACAUCGAGAACAUGCCUUACCUGCAAGCGGUCGUUAAGGAAGCCUUCCGUCUUCACCCAGCGGCGCCAUUGCUGCUCCCCAGGAAUACCAAAGAGGACACCAACUACAUGGGCUACCGUAUCCCCAAAGGCACCCAGGUGUUUGUCAAUGUGUGGGCCAUUGGGCGCGACCAGGAGGUCUGGCCCGACCCGCUCGAGUUCAGGCCCGAGAGGUUCCUCUGCUCCAACAUUGAGUACAAUGGGCAGCACUUUGAGUUGAUCCCAUUCGGGUCGGGCCGGAGGAUCUGCGUCGGGUACCAACUGGCCCGCCAGACGGUCCAGCUGGCAAUGGCAACCCUGGUUCAGUCAUUCGAUUGGGAUCUCGGGCCAGGCAUCAAGCCCGAGGACAUUGACAGGGAGGAACGGUUGGGGUUGACACUUAGGAAGAAGAAUCCACUGCUUGUGAUCCCGACUAAGCGCAUAAACUGUUGA
This is a messenger RNA of Striga hermonthica, 1548 nucleotides long. The record is from the annotation of a GenBank genome assembly. Lineage: Eukaryota; Viridiplantae; Streptophyta; Magnoliopsida; Lamiales; Orobanchaceae.